CGGUUGCGGUCAAGCAGUUUGCCUUACUCGGACAGGGCUUGCGUGCAGACUCACGUAAUCUGACGCAAAGUCUACGCAGACUCUCAAAAGUCUGCGCGUUGCGAACGCACCCAUUGUCUCCGGUGGACGGAUUUGAGAGGUUGCAGAAUUGCGUGUGUCCAGGAUGCUGCGUCUGCGUUGCAAAGCCAAGAACGGGACUCACCUCAUGCAGGGGCUGACCAGCCUGUCCUGUGUCCAGGAGCUGAAGGACAAGGUGGCUGAGCUGACGGGAAUCCCCUGCGAGGUGCAAAAGAUCAUGGCCGGCUACCCUCCAUCAAGCCUGGACCUCAGCAACGGAGAUGUACAUCUGCAGGACUUCCCCAUCAAGUCAGGAGACACUUUGAUCGUCGAAGAAGAAAAGAAUAAACCGAAGCCCCAGCCUCCUCUGGGAGUUUCGAAGUCCAACGCCUCCCCCAGCCUGCCAAAGGAUUCCUCUCCUGUGCUGGCGAGGCGCGUGGUCCCCGCGGACAACUCCUGUCUCUUCACCAGCGUGUUCUUCGUGGUGGAAGGGGGCGUCUAUGACCCCUCCUGUGCCCCGGAGAUGCGGGGCCUGAUUGCGCAGAUCGUGGCCAGCGAUCCCAGCUCCUACUCGGAGGCAGUGCUGGGGAAAUCCAACCAGGAGUACUGCGACUGGAUCAGGAGGGAUGACACCUGGGGGGGUGCCAUAGAGGUGUCCAUCCUGUCCAAGUUCUACCAGUGUGAGAUCUGCGUGGUGGACACCCAGACGGUCAGGGUGGACCGCUUUGGGGAGGAUGCAGGCUUCUCCAAGAGGGUCUUGUUGAUUUACAAUGGGAUCCACUACGACCCCCUUCAAAGGGCGGUGCCCGGUUCGGACGCACCGGCCCAGACCAUCUUCUCCACCAGCGACGAUAUCAUCCUGGCACAGGCUUUGGAACUGGCCGACGAGGCGCGGAGGAAGCGGCAGUUCACAGACGUCAACCGCUUCUCCCUGCACUGCAUGGUGUGCCAGAAAGGCUUGGUGGGACAGGCAGAGGCCCGCGAUCACGCCAAAGAGACCGGACACACUAACUUCGGAGAAGUGUGACGCUCCCUGCCCUGGAGGCCCCUUCCUCUACCUCACAGUCCCACUAGCACUCUGGGCUUAUAAUUAAGCUAAACAAAGAUAUUAGUCAGUGUUAAGGAAACUAAAUCCACCAUGGUUACAAAGCCAGGAGAUCCUCUUUAAAAUAUAUUAUUACUGUUUUUAUUCUUCUUAUUAUUAUCAUUGUUGUUCUUAUUAUUUUUACAGUAUUGGCUGGUUUCAAAGACCACAAUUAGCAUGAAUUAUGGGUUAUCUUACCCAAGAUAACAUAAGGUUGUACAUUAUUAGGAGGCUGUGUGGUCCAGUGGUUAAAGAAAAGGGCUUGUAACCAGGAGGUCCCCGGUUCAAAUCCCACCUCAGCCACUGACUCAUAGUGUGACCCUGAGCAAAUCACUUAACCUCCUUGUGCUCCGUCUUUCGAGUGAGACGUAGUUGUAAGUGACUCUGCAGCUGAUGCAUAGUUGACACACCCUAGUCUCUGUAAGUUGCCUUGGAUAAAGGCGUCUGCCAAAUAAAUAAAUAGUAAUAAUAAUAAUGCUAGUCAGGGUCUGUGAAACCAGCCAUGUUGUGUUUUAAACCAUGUUUUACCACCAUUUUUUAUCACAAAAACAAUGUACCUCUGCUUAGUCACUGACACUUUGAUAACCUUCUGAGGUUAACAAGCUCUCUCUGGGAAGUUUGUCCUCUGAGUUGGAUUGGUGUUGGACACUUAAAUGCAUGUCUGCUGUAAUUUAUUCAGAAAAGUUUUUACAAGAUAGUUAUAUUUGCAACUCUUGCAAAAUAAUGGGAGGUUACCAUAUUGAAACCAAACUUACUGUAACAGUUUCGCUGCCAUACUUUACAUUCUCUUUUCAGGGGGCACGACAAUUCUAAACUGUGCGCUGAAGCAUAGACUUUAUUACCAAGCUUAUUUUAACACAUGUUCCGAUCACUAGACUUCAGUCAUUGCAAAAUGUUGUAUUUUAUUGUUAGUUUUUUUUCAAGACAGCUGCUAGUUUGGCACCGUUUUAGUAUUAAUUACAAUAGUUUUGCACCGGUAAUCUGAGAUUGGCACUGGUGGAGUCUGCAAUCGAUGGAGUACCCAUUCUAACCUUGACUGCAGAGAGCUACUCUUGCACUGUUUGCAUGAGAAGCACUUGUCAUGGCCAGUUAGAUAACUGAGCACAAUGAAAGUCAAGGCUGUCAUGUACACAUUGUUCACAAUAUUGAAUGUAUGUCACCCCUGUUUAAAUACCCUGUUGUGUGUGUGUGUGUUCCCUGUCAUUGCACAUCGCUGCUUCUGCUUCCAUCGUUAUUUACCAUGGUUGCUAACUGGCUGUACAAGUCCUUCCAGAAGCUGAACUUCAGAGAAGUGAGAUGGUUUGAAUAUUGAAAAUGGUUGCAAAGCUUAUUUGCGGUAGGGACUGAUAGAGAACACAUGUACCAGGAUAUUAAACAGGUGACUUAUGAAAUAGUCUGACAACGUAGCUGGUAUAAUAAAUCCCUUGUGUUAAGGGCACGAAAGACAAGGCCAGUGUCCUGGCAAGUAAGGCCCUCUGCCGAGGGUAUUAAUGCUGUUACUAACCGAAGUACGAAGACACAGAUUCUUGUACUGAAUCACAUUACAGUGCUUGAAACAAAGCUACGGUCUUGUUAGCUUUAUCAUGAGAUAAUAACAACUCGAAACUUGGACGCUUUGUGAGGUUUAUAAAUAGCAUUAUUUUAACUAGUACUGGAUUUACUUGAUUUUUCAGUUAACAUUUUUUUUUUUUUUGGUCUUUGAAACAGUACAUUAUGGACAAUGGGGUUAGAUGAUUAAUUUUUUUUUUAAAUGUUGCAAACCUGAACCAAACCUUUCUGCAACUGGGCAAUGUAGUGCUGUAGAAACAUCAAUCAUCAAAGGUACAGAAAUGUGCUUAACAUGCUUUACCACCAUGAUAACACGGGUACAGGUCAUCUACAGGUAGAACAAGAGGUUUGCAAGAGGUCAGUCAGCAUCUUUCCAAUAAAUCUCUAAAACUAAAACAAACCCAACUGCGAGUAACUGCAGCAAGUUCAUGAAGAAUCUGGUCUUGUUCACUGUAAUGUUUUCAGCAGCUUGUGUGGGUUGCCCAAUGCUAAUCAGUUCAGCAUUAAAUCAAGAGUCGUUUUUACAGAAAUGAAUCCAGGUUCUCCCUUGCUUGCUGCAUAAGAAAACGUUUUGUCAUUGCUUUGCACCUGCAGUGUGAGAAGCCAUUCGUUUACAGUAACAUGAACUAGUACAAACACAGGUGCUUUUUAAUUUAUUUAAUUUUUUUUUCUAAAUCUAUAUAUAUACACUCUGAUUGCUGUGGCCUAUUUUUGUGAUAGUUUGGUUCAAGUAUUGCAAAGUAAGUAAAUUGGAAUACUUCACAGAAGUUCUGACAGAUCAGUUCCUGGUAGAACGCUAGUGUUUUGAAACCCUUGCUGAUUGUGUGUGCUACAAUCUGGAACCGGGUUAGAGAAUGCAAAACAAAAACACAAUGACUGUUUAGAAAACAGUUCCCUUUUCCUCAGGUUUAUCUGCACUUUGAGACUAUGGAAGGAAUCUGUUACGGGACAGUGAACCUGUACUUGAAAGAAAGCAUUUCUAAUUCAGUGUCUGGAGAAGCCUUUUUUUGAUUCCGAACUUUUUGAAUAUAAUAGUAUUUAGAGGGGUCUAUCUUGGCUGAUUUUGUUUUAGCAAUGGUAGCAUAGGGAAUGGAUGAAUUUUGCAUAGAAUUAAAUACAAUGUUGAAGUUAUUCAUUGUGAAUAUCAUAUUUCCCCUCCUUUCCUGAAACUGGCACGUGAAUCUUCAUGUAUGAAUGUGUACUGUACAUAACACUGCAUAUUGUGAACUGUGUUGUAUUACAUAGCCAUAAUAUUUGAGGGCAAAAUAAGAGCAAGGCUGCUGGAGUGUUUAUUUUAUUAUUUUUUUUAAAUACUGACUUGAUAGCUUUUAUAACACACACACACACACACACAUUGAUGUAGUGACCUAUAUUGUACCAGCUUUUUUCCAACCUAGCUCUUAUUUGAAAUUCGGAGUGAGUGUCCCCCCAGCCCCUAAUCCAGGGGUACUCCACUCUGGAUCCUCAAGGGUAAUGCCUUUGUUCCAGGGGGGGGCUACAUUAUGAACUGGAAUGAUAUGCAAAUAGGUCAUCUUCCAGGCGUGCAAGCUGUCUGCUGCUAAUCUGGAUUUAGAUCAGGGAUCACUUUAGGAUGCAAAUCCAGAAGCCCUGCAUUUCAACUCACUGCACCAUGACAGAGAGACAGCAUGCAUGUGAUUGAGCAGUGUGUGGUUUUAAAGGCGUCUGAGUUUGUUUCUCACGCAGAUUUUGGUACUCUUGUAACUGACCAGUACUGAUUCUGAUAACACCUAGCCUAGUCUUUGUUUUAUUUAUUUUCUACUUGUAUUACAUCAGUAAAAAAAAAAAAAAAAAAAAUCAGUAAUUGCCCUUUGAAUAAAACACAUACACCGCUGCAAACACACACUCUGCAAAAAAUCCGGAGUACAGUGCCUUGACACAGGACUAACUGAAGCCUAACUGGAAGACCUUUUUGGUAUUCCUUUAUUUUGUAUGAGGUACACUAUAUUGGGGCACCACUGAUUUGCAAUGGUAAGUGGUUUUGUUGUUGACACACAAUAGUUUCUGUGUACUUUAAAAACUGGCUCAAGCACUUAUCAGUGAAGCAUUCCACCGCGUUUUAAAAAUAGCUUGUAAAAAGGUAGUGCCACCUGCUUUCAAUAUUACUACUAUAAUUACUAAGUGCUGUAACCUCACAUGCUACAAUUUAAGCUGUAUCAUAGUGACUCUCCAAAACUAUUUUUAUCCAGCAGCUUUUCUUUAUUUACUGUCUUAGUUCCAAUGGUAGCCUUCGGUUUUCAGACUGGGUUGCUAUAAAUAGGCUAAAGCGACUGGUGAUCGACGUGGAUUAGCCUUUAAGUUAUUAUAACUAAGCUGCUGCGUUUUUAAAUAGGAUUGCAAGGUGCUGAUGAUGUUCUGCCACUGAAUAGUUGGUUUUUGGUAUAGGAUUUUGACUGCUGGGUUUAUUGUACUGUAUGAAAAAUGAUUUCUUGCACAUGUAAUGUGUGUAUAACUGGCAAUGUAUCCUGGUGUAGCAAAUAUGAGAUUUUAGAAAACUUGUGGUUUUAGAGUUACAGUAACAGCAGCUGGAAUUUGAUAAACCAUUUGGGCCUAUAAAUGCAUUCUGUGUGAACACAGACAUGUGGAUGUGCAGAAGAUUGACAACAUGCCAUAUUUGCAUGGACCAGUAUCUGGGAAAUACUGGGAGAAAAACACCAAACCAACCAUGGGAAUUUAGAACCAAGGGGCUGCAACAUAGGGGCUGAUUUAGUCCACAGCCAUCAGGUGUGAGUUAGUGACUGGGCUGGUGCAAAAAUCAAUCUCAUCAGCAUUUACCCUGGGGAAAAUAUUGUACCUCUAGAACCACACUGCCGUCGUUGGCAUGUUGUCAAGGACAAUCAAGCGACAGCAUUUCAUGAGUAGGUCGGGCGCUGUGCUGUUUGCAGAGUAAAACACUUGUGUGCACGUAUGUUGUGUGGAUUUUGUAUCUUGUAAUUAAACUCACAAUAGCCACCCAUGCCUUUAAGACUCACUGAACCCAUGCCUGAUGAUAUUUAUGAUAUUAAUAAAAUAAGACUGAACCGUG
Messenger RNA from Acipenser ruthenus (sterlet), 5732 nucleotides. RefSeq names its product ubiquitin thioesterase OTU1-like. The record is from RefSeq and is a predicted model, not a curated record. Bases 164 to 1084 code for a protein of 306 amino acids. The transcript is spliced from 3 exons. Gene Ontology annotation, molecular function: cysteine-type deubiquitinase activity. Gene Ontology annotation, biological process: protein deubiquitination; endoplasmic reticulum unfolded protein response. Lineage: Eukaryota; Metazoa; Chordata; Actinopteri; Acipenseriformes; Acipenseridae. Gene Ontology annotation, cellular component: nucleus; cytosol.